This is a messenger RNA of Malassezia vespertilionis, 936 nucleotides long. It is a transcript of the gene mrpl8, whose product is annotated as 54S ribosomal protein L8, mitochondrial. The transcript has 2 exons. Gene Ontology annotation, cellular component: ribosome; mitochondrial large ribosomal subunit. Gene Ontology annotation, molecular function: structural constituent of ribosome. The coding region runs from base 1 to 936 and encodes 311 amino acids. The record is from RefSeq and is a predicted model, not a curated record. NCBI's taxonomy places the organism in Eukaryota, Fungi, Basidiomycota, Malasseziomycetes, Malasseziales, Malasseziaceae. Gene Ontology annotation, biological process: translation.
AUGAAAGGCCUCGCGUUCCGCAAGCUGAGCCGGUCGUCGUCGCACCGCAACCACUUGCUGCGGAAUCUAGUCACCUCUCUUUUGGAGCACGAGCGGAUCGUAACGACGGUUGCAAAAGCAAAAGAAGCGUCACGAUGCGCUGAAAAAAUCAUCACGCUGGGCAAGCGCGGCACGCCGACCGCCAUGUCUAGCGCUCAGUCCUUCCUCUUCUCGCACCAGCACUCGCUGCGCCGCGUGGAGGCCAUGGCGAAGCGCUACGCGGACCGCCCCGGCGGCUAUACCCGGAUCCACCUGAUGGGCCACCGCAAAGGCGACCAUGCGCCACGCGCGAUUUUGGAGCUUGUGGAUAACCCUACCGACGUAAAGCUCGAUAUGGUAGCGCGUGCUAUGGCGCGCGAGGCGGAUAUCAUCCUGCGCCGCGCACAGAAAAACAUCCCGUUCGCCGAACUCAGCGCGCUCCUCGCCGCCCAAGCCGAUAUCCCGCUCGAGCACGACGAGCGCUUCGCACCGCUCACACGCAAGAACAUUGCCAAGCUCGUGCGGUACCGCGGCGAGAAAGCGCGCGAGCAGCUGCGUGCAAAAGCGACGCAUUACCUCGAGCGCCUGCGCGCCGCCGAGCACGUCGAGGGCACGUACCGCCAAGAUACACAGCGCUGGGACGCACUCGAGCUUGCGAGCCCCAGCCGCGGACGCACGCUGAUGCGCCCCAUGACGGGCAAGCGCCUCCUUGCCGGCGCACUCAGCCCCGAGACCGCCGCACAAGUCGGGCAGAUCGCGCGCGUGCAGCAGCCGAUGCGCGGCAAGCGCGGCAUUGUCGUGCGCGAGCGAACCGUCACCACGCCGAAACCAAGCGUCGUGCGCCUCGCAAAAGGCAUCUAUGCCAAGCGGUACGUGCGCAACAGCGCCGCGCCCGCCCGUAGCUGCCGCAGUGAUUAG